This is a messenger RNA of Brassica napus (rape), 949 nucleotides long. RefSeq names its product cold-regulated protein 27. Gene Ontology annotation, biological process: regulation of circadian rhythm; response to cold. The record is from RefSeq and is a predicted model, not a curated record. NCBI's taxonomy places the organism in Eukaryota, Viridiplantae, Streptophyta, Magnoliopsida, Brassicales, Brassicaceae. The coding region runs from base 69 to 737 and encodes 222 amino acids. The transcript has 5 exons.
UGUUCUUUUGUCGACUCUUUUUCAUAUGAGAUAUUUUUCCUCCUCUCUCACAACAAGAUAGACAGCCAAUGGCUGGUGAUUACAGAGGGAACUAUAUCCGUAGCUCCGACCAUGCUUCUUCUGUAGAGGAACACACGCCUUCUUCUAUGUAUUCCUCGGGAAAAGAGUGUAUGCCUACAGAAUGGACUGAUGAGAAGCAUAGUCUGUAUCUUAAAUCAAUGGAAGCUUCAUUCGUACACCAGUUUUACAGCUCCCUCAGUUCAAAUUCGAGUAAGGAGAACGUAGGAGGAAACCCAUCUGAUGAACAGGUUCUUCGUGAUGGUGGUUUCUGGCAGAAGAUGAAUGUAAGACAACCUGAGUAUCGUCUCAAAGGAAGACACGGUGGUGGUUCUCCUCAUGAGUUUCUUAGGAGUCCAUGGAUAAAGCACUAUAAGUCUUUACCAAAGACUCAAGUGGUUAGCUCGAAGGCUUUAGUCAUAUGCAGCUCUGGUUCAGCGUCUAAUCUCAAGAACAUGCUACGAGAAGGCUGCUCUCAUUUACAUGACCGGGAUCAAAUCAGCAUAGGAGAAGAAGAAGCUAAUUUUUUUCCUACAGAAGAGGCAUCUGACCAGAACUUUGUCAACGAAGUAACAAAAGGGGGAAAUGGAAGCUCCAAGAAGAUGAAGACAGUGAUGAGCGGAUCAUCGAGUACUGAUCAGGUUGUUCCACUCAGAAAAACUCGUGCAGACAUGACGUAAACUGAAGUCUAUUUAUGAAAAGGUCGUUACAACUGGGUAUGUGAGGAGUGUUUUGUAAUGUAUAGACUAUAGAGUAAAAACAGUCAACCCCCAUGGUUAGUUGCAUGUGUCUUCAUCAAAUAUCCCCCUAACUAUAAACAUAUUGUAUGCUCGUGUGAGUGGCCUUCAUAUGUGAUGUAAACCUUAAAUUUGCAUCAAGUUGUUUUUGAUUA